Molecule: messenger RNA, 1290 nt
Organism: Dermacentor silvarum
Lineage: Eukaryota; Metazoa; Arthropoda; Arachnida; Ixodida; Ixodidae
Product: PAT complex subunit CCDC47-like
Exons: 13
Biological process (GO): endoplasmic reticulum calcium ion homeostasis
Cellular component (GO): endoplasmic reticulum
Molecular function (GO): calcium ion binding
Source: RefSeq, a predicted model, not a curated record
AUGUUGCUCUGGUGCUUGGACUGCACCGCCGCAUCUCAGCGACCUGAUGCACCCCAACCAGCGGCUGCAGACGAUGAGGAAGAAGCUCGAGUGGAGGAAGAAGAGGAGUUCGACCACUUCCAGGACGAGGAGGAAUUCGAGGGCCUCGACCAGGAGCGCCAACCCAGCCGGCCACAGGGCGACAAGCCACACCUGACCAUUGCCAAGGUCUGUACUCACCUUAACCCUUCCGCUCUCAAGACUCCAAUCUCUACUUUCUCCUUCACAGUCUUCGCGCAGUGCUUUUCCUCGCCGACAUCUGGCAGCUUUGACAGCUGGCUGAUGCUGGCGGGCCUGACCGUCUACUUUGGCAACUUCAUGGCUGGCCGCAACAAGAACCACCGGCUGGCCACUGGCCUGGUUCCAAAGCCACCGUCAGCUGCUGCUCGACAACUUCUGCCCUCGUUGGCAUUUCACGCGUCAGCACCUUGGACUGCGCGGCUGAGCUCAUCAAGUGUCUAUUCCUCGGACCCGCGGCUAGGCAUUCGGGAUGAUGGGCGCAAGGAGCUGGCCCCAGACGAGGCUGAGGCGGGCGGCCUCGUCAAGGACUCGGAGAGCGUCUACACCCUCUGGUGCAGCGGCCGGCUGUGCGUCGAGGGGAUGCUGGUGGAGCUGCGUCUGCUCAAGCGGCAAGACCUGCUCAGUCUGAUCGCGCAAAUGGUGCGACCGUCAGCUGACCAGCUGGUGAUCCGGGUGACGAUGAGUCCUCAGUCCAUGGAUGGCUUCGUCAUGUGCUUGGCCACAAAGAAGACGGCUGCCCGACUACACAAAACCAUGGCCGACCUGAGUACUUAUUGCCCUGAGAAGAAACGCCCCGACAAGUAUGGCCUACCAGCAAACUUCACUGUCCUCUCGGAGAUGGGCGAGGUGGCAAACGCCAUGGUGGACCAAAAGGUGCUGUCAGUGAUCAAACGCUACGAGGAGUGCAUCGACUACAUCCACAUGUCAGACCAAUACUCGGGGCCCCGGCUGCAGGAGUGUGCAACAGCUGUGCCAAGCUGUGCCAAAAGCAUGAAAUUUGUUGAAAUUGGAUACACAACCACCAAGCUGCCGGAGGUCAAGAAGGGCUCUAUUGGAUUUAAUGUUAUCACGAAUAUGCCAUAUUACCCAACUUUGUGCUUAUAUAUUUGGCUCCGUGCAGUACCUGGCAUGGGUCGAGUGUCAGCUGAAACCAUGGAGGAAAUGAAGCCACUCCUCCAGCUGGUCUUCUACUGCAUCGACAAAGUGCGCCGCUUCAAGCUCAGCAAAGAG